Messenger RNA from Drosophila kikkawai, 688 nucleotides. The record is from RefSeq and is a predicted model, not a curated record. NCBI's taxonomy places the organism in Eukaryota, Metazoa, Arthropoda, Insecta, Diptera, Drosophilidae.
AAAGCAGCAGCAAGGAAAAAGGCGAGAAAAAAUCGUAAAACUACGAAAACCUACAAGUGCGGGGCAACCGAGGAAGCUGUUGCACACACGCCGGACCACUAUCCGCGCUCUCCGAACACCCGUGCCCGCGUCCGUCGCCACCACAAGAGCAGCAGCAGCAGCAGCCCGAAAUCGGCAGCAGCGGUGGUGCAAGCGAAGAGGAAAAUUCCAGCCGCUCGAAAUCCGCGCCAGCCAAAGGAAGCGCCGCCCACGCCGUCAUCAGCACUAGCGUGUGAAUUAGCCCCACUCAGCCCCUGGUUCGCCACCACAUCAAUCCAGUGCUCGACGAAGCUCCAGUCAGCGCCACAAACUCGGCAACAUGGACGUGUUUCUUAUGAUCAGGCGACAGAAGACCACCAUCUUCACGGACGCCAAGGAGAACACAACAGUGGCCGAACUGAAGCGAAUGAUUGAAGGCAUACUGAAGGUGCAGCCCGUGGACCAGCGGUUAUACAAUCAGGACAACGAUGUUAUGGAGGACGACAGCACGUUGCAGGACUACGGCGUGACGGUGUCCACGGCCAAGGCGCAGUCUCCGGCGCAGCUGGGCUUGACAUUCAGAAACGAAGUGGGCGAUUUUGAGACACUGGACAUGUCACCAUACUCGGCACCACCAGACUUACCUGAAGUAAUGUUCACGCCAGGAGGC